This is a messenger RNA of Megalobrama amblycephala (Wuchang bream), 2936 nucleotides long. RefSeq names its product serine/threonine-protein kinase pim-2-like. NCBI's taxonomy places the organism in Eukaryota, Metazoa, Chordata, Actinopteri, Cypriniformes, Xenocyprididae. The record is from RefSeq and is a predicted model, not a curated record. Gene Ontology annotation, molecular function: ATP binding; protein serine/threonine kinase activity. Bases 943 to 2712 code for a protein of 589 amino acids. The transcript has 9 exons. Gene Ontology annotation, biological process: negative regulation of apoptotic process; regulation of mitotic cell cycle; protein autophosphorylation. Gene Ontology annotation, cellular component: cytoplasm.
AAAGAUAUGAUUGUAAAAUACAUGAUGAACGUCAUCCUACACUCCUUCAUUAGUAAAAUCAUAAAUGGGCUUUAUUUCGAUGACGCAUUAGUGAUACUGAAAGCUGAUUGGCUUGAUGGUUAUAUAUGCGGAAAAGAGCCAAUUUAAUCAAUCUCUAGAGUUUAUAAAAUGUCCGAUUUAUUCUCCCUUGUGCCUUUUUACACGCAUUUUGGACAGAAGCAAUGCCUACAUGAUCCAUUAGACUGUAAGUGCCUUAAUUGCGAAGUGGACGCUUUUGCUCAAUUAUGAAUAGGCUAAUGAAGAUUUUGGACACGAAUAUUUCCAAGGAUUUUAAUAAUAAUAAUAAUAAUAAUAACAACAACAAUAACUGUUCAGAAAGAAUAAAAAUUAUAUUUAUUAAAGAAAACGUCCAAAUUAAGUUUGAAACAGUCAAUAAAUGUGUUCAGAUUCGACGUGCGCUCACGCGCUCUUCUUAUGUGCACGUGCGUGCAUGCGAUAUGAGUGAUUCGAAUUUGAGUUGCUAUAGCGACGCGUGUUAUGAAUUCUGACUGAUUAUAUACACUCGAACCGAUCACUGUCUGUUGGUUGAGAGACGAGGCGAAUUUACAGACUUUUGCAGAGUAUUUUCUGUGCGAAUCUUGUGACUUUGAAGCUGUUGGAGGAUUUCUGAGAGGAGACUUUUAUUCUAGAAGACAUCGCAGGAUAUAUCCUUUUUAUAUAAAGUUACAUUUUUGAAAGAGUUCCUAUUAUUUUUGAGGAUACUUUUAUCGUUCUUCUCUUAGUUUAGAAGGAGUUUGUUUUUAUUUCUUUUUUUUUUAAUUAAUUUUUGUUUUGUUUUAUUUUUUUAUUUUCUGUGGAGGAGUAUUUCUGAGGAGAGUUGUAUUUUAUUGUAUUGCAUUUUGUAUUGUAUUUUGUAUAGUUUUUAUUGCAGAUUGCAGGAAGAUGUCGAUGGCUCACAUGAUGGGUGAAAGAGGAGGUCAGGCUGUCAGGUCCGCCGACAGCUUCGAUGGAUGGCUGUGCCCUCCGCUGCCAGGUCAAGUUCCUGUCGAGCCAAAGGAGGCGUUACGUGGCCUAACUGCCCAGGGUGCCAUGGAGGCUUCUCCUGUGAAAUGGAGCUCAACAGAAAAACCUACAGAACGCAGGAAGAGGAAACGAAUUCGUUCUUUCCUCAACAGGCCGUGGACGGCGAUGAAGAGUCCUUUCCGGUGCCGUUGCCCCUGUAGUGAUGUGGAUGUUGUGAAGCCUUUUGCCCCUUCACCAGAUCUGGAGCCAGAGCCUGAUCCCGAGCCACCGUCACCUGCUCCAGAUCACUCCGGCGUCAAGCCAAUUAAUGAAAAACCUACAGAACGCAGGAAGAGGAAAAGAAUUCGUUCUUUCCUCAACAGGCUGUGGAAGGCGAUGAAGAGUCCUUUCCGGUGCUGUUGCCCCUGUAGUGAUGUGGAUGUUGUGAAGCCUUUUGCCCCUUCACCAGAUCUGGAGUCAGAGCCUGAUCCCGAACCACCGUCACCUGCUCCGGAUCUGGAGCCAGAGUCUGAUCCCGAGCCACCGUCACCUGCUCCGGAUCUGGAGCCAGAGUCUGAUCCCGAGCCACCGUCACCUGCUCCGGAUCUGGAGCCAGAGUCUGAUCCCGAGCCACCGUCACCUUCUCCGGAUCUGGAGCCAGAGUCUGAUCCCGAGCCACCGUCACCUGCUCCGGAUCUGGAGCCAGAGUCUGAUCCCGAGCCACCGUCACCUGCUCCGGAUCUGGAGCCAGAGUCUGAUCCCGAGCCACCGUCACCUGCUCCAGAUCACUCCGGCGUCAAGCCAAUUAAUGAUUUUACUGUUUGUUUUUCAGAGUCCUUUGAGUCUCUUUAUGACGUGGGAGAGAUGCUUGGAUCCGGAGGAUUUGGCAGGGUGUACGAGGGAACGCGCAAAUUUGAUGGCAAAAAGGUUGCCAUCAAGCAGAUGCUCAAGAUUGACAACGAUCGUUAUCUUCAUAUUCCUGGGCACCCCAAACCUCUCGUUACCGAAGUGGCGCUGUUGCUGAUGAUGAGGCGAGAACCCAUAUGCCCCUACGUCAUACAUCUAUACGAGUGGUUUGAACAUCCUCAAACGUUCACUCUCGUUAUGGAGUACCCGGAACCCUGCGAGAGCCUGCAUGACUUCAUCGCCCGUAACCCUCGACUGUGUGAACCAGCCGCACAGGUCAUAGUGCUACAGGCUAUGAUGGCGCUACUACACUGCCUCGAGCGUGGUGUUUUUCACCAUGACAUCCAUGCUGAGAAUUUCCUGUUGAACAAAGACACGUUUCGUCUCAAGCUGAUAGACUUUGGCUGCGGUCAGCUAUUUAGUAGUGAUGGCUACGAGAGCAAAAUAUACAUCGGAGCACCGACUUACUGCCCACCGGAAGUCCUGACCGAACCUCGCUUCCACGCCGUCCCAACAAAUGUCUGGGCCCUAGGAGUCUUGUUGUAUAAGAUGGUGAACGGAUGUCUUCCUUUUCGCAGUAGAAGAGAAAUCACACAGGCCAAAAUUACAUUUCAGAACUCCAGAUUAUCCGAAGGAAAUAACAUACUUGCUGUCCUUGGUGGAAGACUUGACCCGAAGCCUGAAGUCCAACCCCAACCUGACAGGGAACUCGGAGCCCGUCCACGUCUGAGCGAGAACACGAGAGACUGCGAGACUGGAACCAAAUCAUCAAGCAUCAUCACAGCCACAUUUGCUUUGUUUUAAAAUGAAUUUUUGCUUUGUUUUUUAAAAAGUCAAGACACCUCAUCUUUAUUUAUAUAGCGCCUCGUAUAUGACCAAUCUGUACAUAUGUAUAUAUCAUUUUUGAAUUAAAGAAAUGUUUUUUUUUAAACAGUCUCGGCCUAGGAGGAACCUUUGAAGUGAAAAGGCAAAGACCUAUUUUUGUGCUUCCCAAAAUAAAACUAAAUAAAAAUGUAAAUAAAACUCUA